AUGAGAACCGUGUUUAAUGGAGCUGCAAUAGCUCUAACCUUCCUGUCCCUCCUGUUACUCUCCCCAGUUACAUUCUCUGAGAAAUGCAACCCACAAGACAAGAAAGUUCUCCUCAGAAUCAAACAAGAACUCAACAACCCUUACCUUCUAGCCUCAUGGGACCCAGAAACAGAUUGCUGUGACUGGUACUGUGUCGAGUGCGACAUCAAAUCUCACCGUAUCACCGCCCUAAUCAUGCAAUCCUCCGUCCCAGACACAAAUCUCUCCGGCCAUAUCCCUCCUUCCGUCGGUGACCUCCCUUAUCUCCAGAAUCUCGAAUUCCACAAACUUCCCAGACUCACAGGCCCAAUCCAACCCACCAUAGCCAAGCUCAAAAACCUCAAAUAUCUUUUCAUCGAAUACACCAAUGUCUCAGGCUCUAUACCAUCUUUCCUGUCUCAACUCACAAACCUCCAGCUUCUUCAUCUUUCCACCAACAAUCUCACCGGCUCAAUCCCCAGUUCACUCUCCCAGUUACCUAACCUCGAGUCCUUACACUUAGACAGAAACAAGCUCACCGGCCCAAUUCCAGAGUCAUUCGGUUCGUUCAAAAAGCCCGGCCCAGAUAUCAUCCUAUCUCACAACCAGCUUUCUGGGCCUAUCCCAGCUUCAUUAGGUCAAAUAGAUCCAGAGAGGAUAGACUUAUCCAGAAACAAGCUUGAAGGUGAUGCUUCUGUGCUUUUCGGGAGCUUGAAAAGGACACAGAUACUUGAUGUUUCAAGGAACUUAUUGUCGUUUGAUUUGUCAAAGGUUGAUUUUCCGAAGCAGAGUUUGAUAUGGUUGGAUCUGAAUCAUAAUAACAUAUACGGGAAGAUUCCAGUGGCGUUGACGAAAGUGGAAAAUUUGCAGCAGUUUAAUGUGAGUUAUAAUAGGUUGUCUGGUCAGAUACCGCAGGGUGGUGAAUUGCAGAAGAGGUUUGAUGUUUAUGCUUUUUUUCAGAACAAGGCUUUGUGUGGCUCACCGCUUCCACCAUGCAAAAAGUGA
Messenger RNA from Vicia faba (fava bean), 1023 nucleotides. The record is from the annotation of a GenBank genome assembly. Lineage: Eukaryota; Viridiplantae; Streptophyta; Magnoliopsida; Fabales; Fabaceae.